AUGUCCUCAUUAUAUGAAAACUUGCGACAACUGAUUACUGUUGUUGACGAGCUGAGAGAUGUCGGGCUGCAGCGCUACAUUAGUUUGCCCCGCAUUGCGGCGAUUGGCACGCAGAGCAGUGGCAAAAGCUCAUUGAUUGAAUCAAUUGUUGGGCUCGACUUUCUGCCUCGGGGUGGGGGCGUGGUUACCAGGCGACCUUUGGAACUACGUUUGGUUCAUCUGAACACGCAGGAAUUCGAUGAAGGUCAGGCGUGGGCCGUAUUCGAAAAGACAGGCGACAAAAAGUUCACAAAUUUCGAUGAUGUUCGGAAGGAGAUUGAACGACAGACGGAUGCCGUGGCUGGCACGAACAAGGGCAUUGUGAAUGAUCCCAUCGUGCUUACCGUGUAUGCCACUGGUGCCCCCGACCUGACCCUUAUCGACCUGCCUGGUGUGACAAGGGUUCCCUUGCGAGGGAGUGACCAGGUGGAUGACAUCGAAAGAGUCACCCGAGAAAUGACAUUGCAUUACAUCAAGGAUCCGCGGACAAUCAUUUUGUGCGUGAUCCCUGCCAACCAGGACAUGUCGGUCUCGGAUGCUCUGCAACUUGCACGACAAGUUGAUCCUCAGGGCAUGAGGUCUAUUGGUGUCAUCACCAAAAUAGACAUCAUGGACCAGGGGACCGAUGCAGUAAAGAUGUUGCGUGGCGAAGAGAUUCCACUCCGCCUGGGCUAUGUCGGCGUCAAGAUGAGGAACCAGCAGGACAUCACCAGCAACAAGCCGGUGAAAGUCUCCUUGAAGGAAGAGAGGGAAUGGUUCGAAAACCACCGCCUCUACAGCAAACUUCCACCAGGUCUAGUGGGGACCAAUACCCUCAUCGACAAGCUGACACAGAUCCUUUUCAAACACAUUCGGCGUUUCCUACCAGAGAUCAAGAAAGAGAUCAACGAGAAACGAAGGACGGUGCAAGAUCGCCUGGAAGAGUUGGGUCAGGGCAUCCCUCUGGAAGAUCAUGGACGAGUUCAGCUAAUGUGGACCAUGAUCACUGAUUACUGUGAGAUGUUCAAGAACACAAUCCGGGGCAAGUACGAUCGGAAGCUUCAGCGCUAUACGGUGAACUUGCAGGGAGGCGACAGCAGUUCCAUGUCAGGUGGAGCCCAUGUGCGUCAGGUCAUGAAUGACUUUCUAGCUGACUACCUGGAUGUGCCCAUGACCGCAGAAAUGACGGAUGAUGAUAUUGACCGUGCCAUUCGCAUGCAUGAGGGUGAUUCGCUUCCAGGUUUUCCUUCGCCGGAUACAUUCGAGUACCUCGCUUUGCCCCAUCUGCAAAAGAUUUCGAUUCCUGCCGUUGAGUGUGUGCAUAAUGUUGCUUCAGCUCUGGAUGUGCUGUCUCAGCGCAUGGCUCAAUCUGUCUUCAGACGUUUCCCUAAGCUCGCUGAGGUCUGUCUGGAGAUGACGGCAAACAUUAUUCAGGAGCAAAAAGAUAAGACGCGGAUCGUAGUGGAGCAGCAGGUUGCGUGCAGCAUUGGCUACCUCUUCACAAACGAUCCGUCUUAUUUGACAGAGCACGGUUCCAUGGAACCAAUGUACGAAGACAAGCGGCAGCCAGCACCGCCGGAGGAGGAGAAGAAGGACUGGAAAGUCUGGUAG
Molecule: messenger RNA, 1629 nt
Organism: Symbiodinium pilosum
Lineage: Eukaryota; Dinophyceae; Suessiales; Symbiodiniaceae
Source: the annotation of a GenBank genome assembly